AACCUUCUCAUCUCUAAGUAUAGUUGGCUACAAAAGCAAAUGAGAAGCUUUGGAAAUUCGGGGCAAUGGCCCUUACUUGUUGCUGCUUUAGCAAUUUGCUUUGUAGCCAGCACUGUUGUUGCUGAUUACUCUUACGGGUAUGCUUCUCCCUCACCUUACAACUCUAAGAAGUAUUACAAAUCACCAUCUUCACCCAAAUAUCAAGUGCCUACUCCUUCAAAGCACGACUAUUACAAGUCGCCUACGCCUUCAAAGCACUACUACAAAUCACCAGUAACAGUGAAGUAUUACAAAUCACCGGCUCCUUCAAAGAAGUACUACAAGGUGCCCACCCUUGUAAAGAAGUACUACAAGGCGCCCGCGCCUGCAAAGAAGUACUACAAGGCCCCCGCACCUGCAAAGAAGUACUACAAGGCCCCCGCCCCUGCAAAGAAGUACUACAAGGCCCCCGCCCCGGCAAAGAAGUACUACAAGGCGCCGCCUUGAAAGAAGUACUAC
Molecule: messenger RNA, 498 nt
Organism: Lycium ferocissimum
Lineage: Eukaryota; Viridiplantae; Streptophyta; Magnoliopsida; Solanales; Solanaceae
Product: extensin-1-like
Exons: 2
Coding region: 40-486 (148 amino acids)
Source: RefSeq, a predicted model, not a curated record